This is a messenger RNA of Closterium sp. Naga37s-1, 1041 nucleotides long. The record is from the annotation of a GenBank genome assembly. Lineage: Eukaryota; Viridiplantae; Streptophyta; Zygnematophyceae; Desmidiales; Closteriaceae.
AUGGAUGCUACUAAGGAGGCCCAGUACAGGGAGAUCCGGCGUGGAAACCUCUACCAGCCUGCUCCUGCAGCAGAGCGAGUUGCCAACGCCGCUAACAGCCGGGCUGCACCUGCUGAUGCUCCUUCUGCUGUUCCCCCUCCUACUGGAGCACGUGUUGAGCCUCCUACUGCAGCAGCAACUGCUUUUGGCUCCUGCCCUUCGGCCCUGCCUCGUUUUGUCCAUGGCAAAACUGACGUUGAGACUUGGCUCUCCAUUGCGGAGGACUUUAUGUCCAUCCACAAUGUGCGUAGCGAGGCUCGCGUGGUCGCUGCGACCCUUGCCCUGGACGACACUGCGAGCAAGUUGGUGUAUGCCAACAAUCGCCACGCAGAGGCUAAUGGCCAUCCUUUUGGCUGGGAGGAGUUCAAAGCUGCCAUGCUGGCGGCAUUCCUGAGUCAGCCCCCGGCGCUCGAGGUGCGUAGCCGCCUGGAGAACAUCCAGCGCGGUGACCAGCCUGUACGCGAGUACGCCAAGGAGUUUGAGAAAACUCUGUCGCUGCUGAAGACUGCUCUUCCUGAGAGUGAGGUCAUCCACCAGUUCUUCAAGGGACUCCCUGAGCACAUCAAGCGUGUGCAUGUUGUGCGUGGGGAGCACCAGUGGAGGACCUACAAGGAGUGCAAGGAGCAGGUCAUUGACACGGAUGUGAAUUUCCGUGCGUACAUGACUCACGCUCGUGCUCAGCAGCAGCCUAGUGCCGAAGGCCCUAGGGGGGGUGGUAACAGGACUCAGGCACACAGGGGCAGUGGCUCUUGGAAGAGGCCCUAUCAGCAGAAGGGGGAAUCCUCUGGGACUCAGUCCAAGAGGGCCCAUGCUGGGCCUGCCAAGGAUCCUCAGGAUGAGGAUAAGCCCCCGGCGGGCUGCCGCAUCUGUGGCAAGCUCGGGCACAAGUCCAAUCACUGCCGUUGGAGGAAGUCCGUCAAGAACUCCGGCAAGCCCAACCAGGGCAAGAAGCCGGAUGGUUCUGGCCCUUCGGGCCCGAAGGAUUUUCCGAAGUCCAACUAG